AUGUUAUUAUUUAAAUCGAUAUUAAUUCCUUCUUUUACAUUCUUUUUAAUGAGUGUAUCAGCUUUUCCUGGUGAUACAGAUGGCGGUCCUAGUGGAACUGCUGGCCUAGUGAGACUAGUAAAGGAUUUGAAUAUAAGCUUCUUCAGCAACUUAAUCUAUUUGUUUUAUAAGAAGCAUGAUGGUUACAAAGACUACAUUGAAGAGAAGAACAAGGAGAAGGACAAAUUGGAAAAUGAAAUUAAAAUAUAUAUUCCUGAAUCUGAAUUCUUUAUUAAUAAAAAGGAAAUUAUUGAGGUAUUUGAAAAAGUACCCAAUGCCCUUUCCAAAUAUAUUUCAUUGGUUGAUGAAGUGUACCACAAGGCCUAUGAUACAUUGGAGGGUGAUGCUGCUAUAGAAUUUGAGUAUGAAUGUAAGAAAAGGAAGGCUGGUAUCUUUUUUCAGAUCUUGUUUGCACCUUGCGGUUCAUUAGUAAAUUAUUUAAUCAGUGAAUUCGGUGGUGACAAUACCAUUGAGGAUAUCAAGGAAGUAUUCAACAAUUACAGAUCUAGGGCAAUUGCUUUGAAGAUUAAGAUCUUUAACAGGGAUGGCGAUUAUAACACUCAUUUUGAGGACAUGGCCAAUGAAGUGAAAGGUGCAAUUGAAGAAGUUAAUAAAAUUAUUGACGUCUUGGUUUCCAACAUUAGAGAUAGUGGUUAUGUUAUUGACAAUUAUAUUAUUUCAAGCUUCAAAUCUGUUCUUUCCAUAAUCAACAAAAUAGCCCAAAAUACCAACGUAUCUAAUGUAAUAAUUCCAGGACUUAAGGCACUAACUCUUUCUGUUUUUUUAAUAUUAACUAUAGCUUGA
Babesia microti strain RI is the source of this 843-nucleotide messenger RNA. Its product is annotated as BMN1 family. NCBI's taxonomy places the organism in Eukaryota, Apicomplexa, Aconoidasida, Piroplasmida, Babesiidae. The transcript is spliced from 2 exons. The record is from RefSeq and is a predicted model, not a curated record. Bases 1 to 843 code for a protein of 280 amino acids.